UUUAAUUCUAUGCCACUUCAUUAAAAUUGUUUAGUUGAUAUGCAUGAUACUACCUAUGAUACCCAUUACGCCUAACCUAAUCAAUUCUUAGAGAAAUCUAUGUUGCAUGAUACUCCCUCCAACGCCAGAAGCUCUGCCGAAAACAAACACCAAAAACACAGGAGAGGGAGGCGACAUCGAUUCCUCCCGCGCCGCCGCUCCCUCCUGUCCUCCUGAUCCGUCCGAUACCCCGAUGCCGUCGCGCUCGCUCCGCGUCGCCGUCAUCGGCGCCGGGGCCGCCGGCCUGGUGGCGGCGCGCGAGCUGCGGCGCGAAGGCCACGCCCCCGUCGUGUUCGAGCGCACCGACGGCGUGGGCGGCACCUGGGUCUACGAAGCCGACGCCGACGCGUCCGCCUCGCCGGAGCCGCCCGUCACCCAGCGGCGCUCGAACCUCUACGCGUCCCUCCGCACCAACCUCCCGCGCGAGUGCAUGGGCUUCCUCGACUUCCCCUUCGUCGCGGGCCCCGACGGCAACCCCCGCAGGUUCCCCGGCCACGCGGAGGUGCUCCGGUACCUCCAGAGCUUCGCGCGGUGGUUCGACCUCCACGGCCUCGUCCGGCUGGAGACGGAGGUGGUCCGGGUGAGCAGGGAGGCGAGCGGCACCAGCUGGCGCGUCAGGUACUCGAGGAAGGCGCCCGGCAGCGAGAAGCGCGAAGCGGAGGAGGAGGUGUUCGACGCCGUCGUCGUCUGCAACGGCCACUACUCCAAGCCGCACUUCGCCGACGUCGCCGGCGCGGAUGCUUGGCCUGGGAAGCAGCUGCACAGCACCGGCUACCGCGUGCCCGAGCUAUUCCACGGCCAAGUUGUGGUGGUGAUAGGUUGUGGACCGAGUGGCACGGACAUCUCGAGGGACAUCGCUGGCGUCGCCAAAGAGGUCCAUCUCGCCAGUAGAUGGGCGUUUGCUGCCACUAGCGAGAAGCUGCCCGGACACGCUAACAUGUGGCUUCAUUCGGAGGGUAGAUACAAGUACAACUUCACAUUCCUCACCAACGAUACAACCGUCUCCGUGGACGACAAUUGUGUCGAUCCACUGUACAAGCAUGUGUUCCCGCCACAGGUUGCUCCUCGACUCUCCUUCAUCAGGUUGCCUUUAAAGGUGGUCCCUUUUCCACUGUUCGAGCUGCAGAGCCACUGGGUGGCGGGCGUUCUGUCGGGGCGAUUCAAGCUCCCAUCCAAGGACGAGAUGAUGCGAGACGUGGCGGCCUUCUACUCGCGUGUGGGCGCUCGCGGAUGGCCCCGAAGAUACACCCACAGACUGCGAGACCGCGAGUUCGAGAACGAGGACUGGCUCGCGGAGCAAUGCCGGCGGGGCGGGCCCGAGGGGUGGAGGAGGGAGAUGUUCGACGCGGCGAUGCGGGUCAUGGUGGAACGCCCGGAGACCUACCGGGACGAGUGGGACGGCGGCGACUACGACCACUUGCUGGCCCGAGCAAACCGAGAUUUCACGGUGCAUCUUCCCGCCCCUCUCCGGCCUUGAUUGAUCGCCGUUCAUUCCCCAUCGAAAUGCUGAUAUAAACCCUAUU
Messenger RNA from Triticum urartu, 1562 nucleotides. The record is from RefSeq and is a predicted model, not a curated record. Lineage: Eukaryota; Viridiplantae; Streptophyta; Magnoliopsida; Poales; Poaceae.